Pseudozyma hubeiensis SY62 is the source of this 4704-nucleotide messenger RNA. RefSeq names its product putative protein of unknown function. Lineage: Eukaryota; Fungi; Basidiomycota; Ustilaginomycetes; Ustilaginales; Ustilaginaceae. Bases 1 to 4704 code for a protein of 1567 amino acids. The record is from RefSeq and is a predicted model, not a curated record. The transcript has a single exon.
AUGCCGUUCGCCUGGACACACGAUCGGGCGGCUGCGCCUUCGACGUCGGCGGCCCCUUCAGGUCGUAUCUCGGCCUCUCCUACAGAGACGAGAAGAGCCAACGGCCAUCGUCGCGGCUUGCCACACUCUACUUCCCUUUCCUCAAAUGUCAGCGACUUCAGCACCAGUGGGCGAAGUGCUUCGGGCUCGCACUUCUCAACAGCACCACCACCUUCCUCGUUAUCUCUCGCCAAAGCUUCCACCUCUGCUGCGCUCGUCAGUACCGACGAGAGCGACGACUUUCGACGCUUCUUGGACGAGGCUCUGGCCAAAGACGAUCUGCAGCGGCGCAGGCAGGCGAAAAGAGCUGCAGCCAACCUUGCCGCUCCGGGGACUCAAGCUUCGAGAAGACCGGGGGCGGCCGAGUCUCUACGUAGGGUUGCCAGCUCUUCAACUCUAAACAGCAUCAACAGUCAACAGGCAGCAACUGCUCGAAUUGACCAGAUUCCAGCGCAGAGCAGCAGCAUGAGGCAAACGUCGACGUUGACCGCCGCUGCUGCUUCCAGAGCGCCGAGGUCGAUCUCGAACUAUUCAGUCACGUUCCGAAACCCUACCAGCCAAUUUUUGGAACAGCUGUCGGUUGAAGCGCAAACGCCCGAGCUGGGAAUCGACGAUACUCCGAUCAGCGGAAGGUCCGUCGACACCAAGAAUCACCUCACGGCUCUCGGCCAUGCAGCACAGCUUCAAAGUCGAAGCGCUUCAGCAUCGCACUCGACAAGGGCUGCGACGAUCAAGGGCAAAGCUCCUGCUGUACAACAGCCGACUCGUUCCUCCACUAUCGCGGUGGAGACUCCGACAGCGACUGCUUCCAGACCGACAAAUGCGGCUCCACAGCCAUCAGUAUCAGCUUCGCCACGGUCUCCACAGGCUGCUCCAACCAACACGCUUCGAAUCACCUCCCCAACUGUUCUGUCGCCUAGACGUAGGCCUCAGAGCUACAUCCACAAACCGCCUUCGGAGGCCUCUGGUGUUGUGUCGCCAAGAAAGUUGGGGGCUACAGGUUUGGGACACGGCCUACCCACCUCGCCAGGUACGUCGCCAAUACAAGCGAAGCGUAGCGCUGAUCAGAUGGAACGCAGCGCAUCGUUGCAGCCGAGCGCCAAAGACGAGGAGACCACGAACGAGCUGCCUGCUCAAGUUGUCCAACAGAGUCCAAAUCAGUCUGCAUCCCGCAGAAGGACAUGGUUCGGUCUCGGAUGGGCUGCUGAGUCGGAGGCGAAAACGCAGGAUCCACAGGACGAGCCUAUUCUUGCAGCGGAAGCGAUUAAGGACCAGCCGCCUCCUCCUAUGAAUGAAGACGAAGCUGCUUUCAGGAAGUCGCUCGGAUACCCUGACUCCAGCCAGUCAGCGGAUACGAAGGACGACGUGCCAAAGGUCUUCCCAGGAGGUCGAGAUUCCGAUGCAACAAUCAAGGCUGAGUCCCAGCUGGCUCAAGUACCGAUCAGAGAGAGACGCGCAUCUUGGCUACCUUGGCGAAGCGUUGCACCUCUUUCUGCCGGCGAGACGACGAGCUCUGCAGCUGAAGACAAGGUCGAUGGCUCUGCUCAACAGAAAGAACAGCAGCAGAGCGGCGAGCUCCAAGAAUCAGGGUCCGCAGCGUUUGGUGAAGCAAAGACUCAGGGAGAGUCGGCGGCUGCGGGCGACGAAGUGGAGGACACCGUCACGUACCGAACCGUAGUGAAACGAGGCUGGAUGGGGGCGCGCUACGAAGUGCAGGAGCCCGUCACCAAUUCGCGCGACGUCUUCAAUCAUCCCUCAGGAAACGAAGCGCAAGCCUCUGGAGACGGUACCGCAUCUACCCAAAGGAACGACGAGGAGCAAGCCGGGGCCCAAGCUUCUCAGUCACAGCCUGCUCAGCCUGCAGCGUUGUAUCCCCCGCCUGCUGCUGCAGGAGACGCGGACGCCCACGUGAGACAGACCAGCGGGACCUGGCGAUGGAGAUUCUGGUCAGGACACGAGGACCGGCCAGAAGUCGAACCCAUAUCCGCUGCUCAGCAGCUGCAAGUUCCAGACACUUUGUCCGCACCUCCAGCCGCUCCUGCCGAACAGGCGCGCACGGAGGUUGACACAGCCGUGCCCAUGGAUAUCGAUCAGGACGGCCCGGCGGCUGACGCGACAACAGUGCCGGACGGCGGCUCGUGGACGUAUUCGUCGUAUGUUGCUAGCUGGGUUCCCACAUGGGUGUACAACGCUCAACAGCAGCAGGAGGCCGCGGCCAGCGCUGAUGCUGCGCCGGCCGAGGAGGUGGACGCAGACACGGGUGCAAGACUUGCUGUCAGGACUGAUAAAGGCCACCCACGCACACCUGCUGAGCAAGUCAAGGCUGAUGCGCUUGCGCGCGAUACCUCUGCCGCCGUCUUCGACGCCAACAAGGCUGUUCUCAAUGACUCCACGCGUAGUGGCUGGAUCAAGUUCUUCGCAUCUCGCAGCGCCAAUCUCCCGCGAGAAGCACCUGAAGCUAUCACGGAUGGCGAUGGGGUGGAGGUGAUGGAUAUCAGCGAGAUGGAAAGUGCCGCUCGGCCCGCAGCGGCUCGCACCAUCGCACCGAGCAACGGUCGUCUCACGCCGGAUGUGUCUCGGGCGCCCCGACCUAGAACGACGACGGGAGGCAGCUUGGCAGGCUCAAAAGCAUCGUCCCUUGCUGGAGAUGCAGAAGCGCCUCGCCCGGCCACACCGCUGUCGACGAGCAAGGAGAGCGUCAAGAAUCUUACCAAGACGGCUAUCACCAAAGCAGCCAAUGUCAAGGCAGCUGCGAACUUGAGUCUCGGGAAAGGAAAGCGAGGAGAAGCAUCUCAGUCGGGCGGUGCCGAUGCUGGAAGCAGCUCGCAGCCGGCAAAAGAUAUCAGCAAGAAAGUUGCGCCUAAUGGUUCUGGACCGUCUCGAUCCGGCGCUUCCACUCCGACACGGUCCGCUAACGGUCCUGGACCCAUCGCUCCGGCGAAUUUGGUGUUGCCAUCAUUCGAUGACACGUUCGCAAGAGCGCCGAGGAUGUGGGCCCCCAAGGUGGGAGUGCUAGAGAGGACGCUCAGUGCGGUCAACAGCUAUCUAUUCAGCAAGGUGCCCGAUCUGGAGCGUAUGAAGCGACCGACGCGCUUCUCGACGUACGGCGAGUCUAGCCUGGGGUCCAGUGCAUCGUCUUUCAAGGGAAAUGCGGCUUCGUUCGCAGGUGGCAGGCCAGUGCAACGGCUGGCAGGUAAAGCCAAAGCCACCGGGGCAGGGUCGAGCAAGGACAAGGGUGUCGAGACGGCUCUAAAAGAAGUUGCGGAGUCGGCCCAGCGUCUUCCUCGUGCCUGGUCGACAGUCGGCAUGCCCGAACGAGCGCAGACGAGGGGCACGGCCGGAACUGGCAAAAUCGUCGUCAUCGGUGUGCACGGUUGGUUCACACAGAGCAUCUUCAAAAACAUGAUUGGCGAGAAUACGGGAACGUCGGCCAAAUUUGCGGCCAUGCAGACCGACUCGAUCCGUCGGCAUUUCCUGGAAGCUGGGCUGGAGCUGAAUCCGGAGGCGAUCACUGCGAUCUCGUUGCAAGGCGAUGGCAAAGUUGCCGAUCGUGUAGACCGCUUAUUCUCGGAGCUGAUCAGCAGGCCCAAUUGGGUGAACGACCUCAAGACCGCCGACGCGAUCUUCCUUUCCGCACAUUCGCAGGGUGCCAUUGUUGCUACGCAGCUUCUUGCCCGUCUGAUCGAGCAACGUCAUGUUCGAGCAGAAAGCACACGCAUCUGCCUGCUCGCCAUGUGUGGUAUCCACCAUGGUCCCUUUGCGCACCUCAAGUCUUCCAUCACGGCCAGCUACAUCAACUACUUCGAGACUGCAGCUGCCAAGGAGCUGUUCGAGUUCCAAUCGUCGUCUACCGCUGUUGCUCAACAGUACACGGCAGCACUCAAGAUCGUGCUAGACGCUGGCACCAAGUGCGUCUAUGUCGGGUCGACGGAUGACAAUGUGGUACCGAUCUAUUCGGCGCUGAAUUCGAGCAACAAUCAUCCGAGCAUCUUGCGCGCGCUUUACAUCGACGGGCAGGCGUUCCCCAAGGUCGAUUUCCUGACGAAUCUGCUGGUGCUAUGCGUGGCGGUGAGGAAUGCUGGGCUGAGCGACCAUAACUUGUUGACCCUGUUGUCGGCAAGUGUGGCGGGCAGUUUGUAUGGUGGAUUAGGACAUUCUAAAGUGUAUGAGGAGAAGGCGGUGUAUGAUCUGGCGACGAGAUACUUGUUCGAGGUGACGCAUCCGUUGAACGAGCCUACGUUUGUACCUGGUCCGCCGGGUAUCAGUACGAACUCUUCCGCUUCGGGAGCGGGAUCAUCGACGGCGCGCCGUGCAGCAGGUGCAGACGAAGGCAAAGCAGUGACGUUGGUCUCGGAAGCAUUCGAGGCUCAACGUUGGAACCCUUACGAACUGCCGUGGUCGCUUCGUGGCCUGUUCGAGGACAAACACGUUCGCAGUCUGUUCGCGGAGGACAUGUUGAAUCUGUUGCAAAGCUACGAUGAGUGGAAACCGGAUAGCAAGAGCAAAGCGUUGAAAGAUCUACAGUGGAGGUUGGCGCCGGUGAAGAGCAUCAAGCCGCCCGAGGUUGAGGCCGAUGAGGAGGAGGGAGGCGGAGGAGCGCAGAGUGGAGAUGCGAAGGAGACGGAAGCGGCUACUGCGGGGUCUGGGAAAGGGUCUAAGCUCUGA